AGGAAUGCAGGGGAAAAUGGGGUUGCAAGGCCUGAUGGGCGAAGUAGUCGAGGAAGACGAUGGAAGGGGACGUUGAGGCGCAUCUGGUGCUGUCCUGGCUCUCGGCAGUGUUCCGCAUCCUCCGGAAGCAUGUCGUCCUCGCCCUCAUCUUUUCCUUCUCCCUCACCUAUUUCCUACUCAGUGUCUAUUCCCAUAAGGAAGUUCCAGAGGCAAUGAGUGACAGCGAUGUCGUUCCCCACUGGAGGAAUGGAGACGAGAUCCUGUGGAAGCUGGACGAGGCCCCGGAGAACGGAACCGACGCCGGAGCCGAGAAGGAGAGGCUCACGUGCCGAAACUCGGUGCAGGGCCGGACCAUCAUUGCCGACGAUCGAGGUACCCUCGUUUCCCGGCAAGUGUCCGAGCCCUGCGAUCGUUUGGUUUUACCCAGAGUUUUCUUAUUGCCACGAGGAUACACGUGUGCGAGGCACGAAGUCCUGCCGAGCGGAUGUUGCAACGCCGAACUGGCCACCACCCGGCGAUACGUCUGCGAAUCUUGCGGGACCAACCAUUGCUGUGCCAUCUAUGAGUUCUGCAUCUCUUGCUGCCUGCACCCAUCCCAGAAAUCCCUUUUGCAGUCCCUGCUGACGAAGGGUUCCGAGAGACAGAGCCUCCUCUUCGCGUCGGUGACGGACCAUUUCGAACUGUGCCUCGCCAAGUGCAGGACGAGCAGCACGAGCGUCCAGCACGAGAAUCUCUACCGUGACCCGAGUGCAACCCACUGCUUUGGGCUCCAGCCACCGGGACCUGCACCACCUGCUGCCAAGCUGUGAACUGCGGUGUGUUCUCGCUGCCGUCAAGUGAACGUUUGAUCCGGCCUGGGUGUAACGAUGCCGUCACCCAACCCAGCCUCUGCACCACAAUGGUGUUGCUCGACCCAGCCUCCAUGCCACAUGCUGUCACCAGACCCGGCCUCCGUGCCACGAUGCCGUCACCCGAUGCUGCGUUAUCGUUGUCACAUUGUUGUCUUCCUCUGACUCCAACUCUCUGCUAUCGCUGCUACCUUUCUGAAGUAAUUCACAUGACUGAUGACUGUGAUAAUUUGAGAUGGGGUUCUUUCCAUUCAUGUGUUUUAUCGAAUGAAUGAUUGGUGUCUAUUCAGUCUCA
Darwinula stevensoni is the source of this 1143-nucleotide messenger RNA. The record is from the annotation of a GenBank genome assembly. NCBI's taxonomy places the organism in Eukaryota, Metazoa, Arthropoda, Ostracoda, Podocopida, Darwinulidae.